AUGGGAAAUGGAUGCACUAGUUUAGCAACAAAAAGAUACAAUCUUUUAAUAUCAAGAAAGCAUAGGAGCACUUCAAUUGGCGAUGAAAACCAAGAAGCUGCAACUGCGAAUGUUGAAGAAAGAUAUAAAACAGAAGAAGACAUGAAAAUGAUAAUGAAUGCCUUAGCUAGUCACUUUAUUUUAAAAGGCUUAGAUGAGGAUUCUAGAUUUGAAAUAGCCCGAACAAUGAAGCAUUAUACAAUAGGUCCAAGAGAAUAUGUUUUUGAAGAGGGGAAGCCUGGCCAGUCGUUUUAUAUUUUGGCAAGUGGAAGACUUGAGGUUGUCAUGAACGGAACGAAAAAAAAUCUGAUUUCCCCUGGUUUUGGAUUUGGAGAAUUAGCUCUACUUGAUGCCAGGCCUCGAACUGCUUCAAUAAUUUCAAUUGAAAAAUGCCAUCUCUGAGGAGUUGAUCGUGAUACGUUUAAAGACGCAGUUCGGAGAGUAAAUCUAUUAGGUCAUGAGGAAAAUAAAAAAUUUAUCGACAAUAUCUCAAUCUUUAAAUCAUUAACUCAAGCUCAAAAAGACCGCAUUUUGGCAUCGCUCAAUACCCAAAGAUGAGGAAACGGACAAAAAAUUGUAAGGGAAGGUGACUAUGGGACUUUGUUUUAUAUAAUAAAAGAAGGUAUUGCAACUUGUAGCAAAAACGAUCUCGAAGUAAGACACCUAGGCAAAGGGGACUAUUUUGGGGAAUUAUCAGAGCUUUAUGAUCAUUCAAGAUCUGCAACAAUAACAGCUGUUGGAGAUGUAAAAGUUGUGUCUAUAAGCUGCCAAAGUUUGUUUGAAAUUUUGGGUGAUAGUUUACAACAAAUAAUAUAUAAAAAUUCUAUAAGAAUUGCAAUUGAAAGCAGCCAAGUUUUGUCAGCAUUAAAAAAAAGUCAGAUUGAAAAAUUGCUUGAUUAUAUGAUAACCACCAGGUACCAACCUGGAGCAUUAAUUAUCCCAAAAGGAACUAAAAAAGGGGAAUACCUUUAUAUUGUAUUAAGGGGGUCAGCAGUUUCACUAUCAGGCAGAAAAUAUGGAAACUUGACAUGCAUAGGCGAUAGAGAUUUAUUAGUAACUCCUAAUUGUGAUUUUAUUGACGAUGUUAUAGCAGAAAUUGAAACUGAUGUCUCUGAAAUUUCAAAAGCAACAAUUGAAAAAUGCAUUGAAGGAGAUCUCAAAGAAAUUACAGCAGCAAAUGAUCUUAAAGUGAUUUUGGAUAAUGUUUUUUUAUUUACAGGCCUUAGUGUUACAAAGCAUCAAGCACUAAAAAAUUCAUUGAAUGUCAUGUAUUUCAACGAUAGAGAUUCCAUUAUUUUGGAAAAUCGCCCAGGUGAGUAUUUUUAUAUUGUGAAGUCAGGAAAAGUUGUAUGUAGAAAAGGGAAUAAAAGAGUUAGAAUAAUUACGAAAUAUGAUUAUUUUGGGGAAAGAGCAUUAAUUUAUGGAACAACUAGAUCAGCUUCUAUACAGGCUGAUGGGCCAGUUAUAUGCUGAAUGAUUGGGAAAAGUGCUUUUUUAGAUUUGAUUAGCGAGGAAAUUAGAGCCAGAAUUGAACAUCGAAUUGAAUUACAAGAAAUUUCUAUUUCUUUGGCUGAUUUAACAAUUAUUAAACCCUUGGGGAAGUCUAUGUUUGGGAAUACUUUUCUUAUGGCUAAUCGAGCUAGAAAUAGAUUGUACUCUGUUAAAGCCUUGCUGAAGAAUAAUUAAUAUGGUGAUGGCGACAAAACAUGUCCUUGCCGAUGACGCACCACUUUUUGAGCCAAAAUGGCUUUUAUAGUCUAAGCCAAGGUUCAGGCCCUUUGAUUCUAGCCCUAAGCUUGCUGUGUGGCAAAGUAUGGGGUGGUGGGUGACCUUGGAGUCAGCUGGUGGCUAUUCCAGUCCAGAUAUUUCUGGGCCUCUGGUUCUUUCCCUGCCAGUUCUGGAUUGCCGUGGUUCUUUUUUCCUGGGUGACACCCUUCUUCGAAGUUGCUGACAGGACAUAUCGGGCUAGCAUUUACCUCAAUAGCACCCAAGCACAGAGGAGUCUCACUAAUCAUCGAAACUUAGGGACGUAAUACAAGCCCAUAGUCCUGGGAGAAUACUACUGUUGAUGGGGCUUGGUGAAUCAAUUGCCACCCUUGGCAAGCAAGGGUCCAGUGGUCAAAAGUGUGCAGAGGAAUCAAAUCUGGAAGACCUUAAGCCAUUUAUCUUGGUCUUAAUCUUGCUGAAAGAAAAAAUUGAAAAGCUCGGGAUUCAAAUGAAUUUGCAAAUGGAAAGAGAAAUUGCAUUGCAGAUGAACCAUCCAAUGCUUAUGAGCAUUGUAGAUACAGUUAAAGAUGCUUGGAGAGUGUAUUUCAUAUCUGAAUAUAUAAAAGGAAAGGAUCUUUUUUGCAUUCUUAAAGAAAUUCAGCUUGUAAGUGAAAUACAUGCAAAAUAUUUAAUUGCUUCAGUUGCAUUAAUUUUUGAGUAUCUGCAUGAGAGGAAUAUUAUAUUCAGGAAUUUGAAGCCAGAAAACAUGAUCAUCGAUGAAGAAGGGUAUCCAGUCUUAAUUGAUUUUUCAGCUGCAAAAAUUAUUAAUGGAAGAACUUAUACUACAAUAGGCUCUCCACAUUACAUGGCCCCAGAAGUAAUUUUGGGUUCUGGCUACAGCUUCAAUGCUGAUUGAUGAAGCUUAGGAAUUGUCUUAUACGAACUUUUAUAUGGAAAAGUCCCAUUUGGAGAAGAUGAAAUUGAUCCACACAGCAUCUAUGAGAAAAUUCUUGAGCAUCGAAUUUCCUAUCCUUCUUCUGUGCUUCAAACAAAUUCAGCUAAACCUUUAAUACAGCAGCUACUUAACAAAAAUCCAUCUGCUCGUACUGGAGGUGGGACCAAAGCUUUUAAAUGCAAUAUAUGAUUUGAAAAUUUAAAUUGGGGUCGGCUAAGAACAAAAGCCUUGAAAAUGCCUUUUGUUCCAAAAUUUCUAGAUUUAGACAAUGAGAUUGAAGAAGCACUCAACAGCCCAAAAAAUAGGUACGAGGUUUUUGAAGCUGAAGAGAUAAGUGACCCGAUUAAAUCGAAAAUAUAUGAUAGAGAACCAAGCCUACAUAUAGGCUGGGAUAUAGCGUUUGCAACGCAAUUGAUUGCUUUGCGAGGGUUUCCCGCAGCAAUUUGGAGCUCUGAAAAAGCCAUCUAAAGGUGACAAGUCAACUCCAAGUUCACAAAAGCGUGCCAUUUUGCAAGGAUUUGUCAAUUUGGAGUUCACUUGUCACCUUUAGAUGGCUUUUUCAGAGCUCCAAGUUGCUACGGGAAACCCUCGCAAAGGCAAUCAAUUGCGGUGCAAACGCUAUAAUGAUUUUUAA
Molecule: messenger RNA, 3335 nt
Organism: Blepharisma stoltei
Lineage: Eukaryota; Ciliophora; Heterotrichea; Heterotrichida; Blepharismidae
Source: the annotation of a GenBank genome assembly